Molecule: messenger RNA, 3449 nt
Organism: Pocillopora verrucosa
Lineage: Eukaryota; Metazoa; Cnidaria; Anthozoa; Scleractinia; Pocilloporidae
Product: mitofusin-2-like
Biological process (GO): mitochondrion localization; mitochondrial fusion
Cellular component (GO): mitochondrial outer membrane
Molecular function (GO): GTPase activity; GTP binding
Source: RefSeq, a predicted model, not a curated record
UCUGCCUUGACAAUUAUUAUUUUCCCUUCGCAUAGUAAACACCGCACUUAAUUCCUCCACUGAAAAGCGAUCGAUUAAAAAAGCUGGCUAUCCAGCCACCACCUAGUAAACAUGAAGAAUUCAUCGUCUCAGUUUAAGCGAGCUAAAUCUUUAAAAGAUGGCGAAAUGAACGGAGUGAAUGGAGAGUCCCCUCUGCACAAUUUCGUCAAAGCGAAGCAGAAGAUAAACGCUAUAUUUGGGGACAUCAAAGAGUAUCUUGAAGACUGUAACAAAUUCUUAGCUGAUUUCAGAAUAGCUGAUGAAAAUGAACACGACAUCAAGAAGUUCUCAAGCGAGGUGUCAGGCUUUCUGGCCCAGGUUUCAAGCAUUUCAGAGGUUCUAUUAAGGGAUCAGAUGAAGGUGGCAUUCUUUGGACGAACCAGUAAUGGAAAGAGCACUACAGUAAACGCCAUGCUACAAGAUAAGAUCUUACCAAUGGGUAUUGGCCAUACUACAAACUGUUUUCUCAGUGUACAUGGUUCAGAUUUACCGGAUCCAUAUAUCAUGGUUCCAGAGAGUAAUGACAAAAAGAAUGUGAAGUCACUAGGUCAACUUGCCCAUGCCUUGUGUGAAGAAAAGCUUGAUGCUAGUAGUCUUGUUCAAGUCUUCUGGCCAAAGUCCAGAUGUAAAAUGUUGUCAGAGGAUGUUGUUUUGGUGGAUAGUCCUGGUAUAGAUGUGAGCCCUGAUCUUGAUCUGUGGAUUGAUAAACACUGUUUGGAUGCUGAUGUGUUUGUCCUGGUUGCUAAUGCUGAGUCAACACUUAUGGUUACGGAGAAAAACUUUUUUCACAAAGUGAAUCAGCGUCUUUCAAGACCAAACAUCUUCAUUCUAAAUAACAGAUGGGAUGCAUCUGCAUCAGAACCUGAUACGAUGGAGCUGGUGAAAGAUCAACAUCUCAGUAGAAACAUCAGUUUCCUUGUUGAUGAGCUCCAGUGUGUAGACAAAGGACAGGCAGAAGACAGAGUGUUUUUUGUCUCCGCUAAAGAGACCUUAAUGACCAGAAUGCAGAAACACCAAGGAAUGCCUCAAGGAGGUGGGGCCAUUCAUGUUGAAGGAUUUCCUGCUCGACAGUUGGAGUUUGAGAACUUUGAACGUAAAUUUGAGGAGUGUAUUUCUAAGUCAGCCAUACAAACCAAGUUUGAAUCUCACGCAGUCAGUGGAUUGAAAAUUGCAAACAUGGUAAAGGUUCUUAUGGAACAAGUAGUGGGUUCUGCAUUUCAGCAAAGAUCCAAACUGGAGAAAGCCAAGAAGGAGCAAGAGAAUAGACUGGAAUAUGUGAAGGAACAGCUUGAAAUCUAUACACAUGAUGCCAAACGCCAGAUCAAGGAAAUCACUUCUAAAGUUGAGGGUCAGGUGACUGAGGCUAUGACAGAAGAGAUUGGCCGACUGGGUUUGCUGGUGAAUGAGUUUGAUCAUCCAUUCCAUUCUCAUCCUGGGUUCCUUAAAACAUACAAAAAGGAGCUGUACAAUCACCUUGAGAGGGGCUUGGGAAGGAAUAUGACGGCUCGUUGUUCAAAUUCGCAAACUCAAGUGAUUUGUGAGGCGCAAAAGGAAAUGGCAGAUCGCCUUCGUAGUCUUCUUCCGCCUGAAACACCAGAGGUAUCUCUUGAGCCCGGCACUCCAGCUCUUGAUUUCCAAGCGAGCUACAAACUGGAUGUGCCCAGUCUGUGCACUGAUUUUCAUGAAGAUAUCGAGUUUCACUUCUCUCUUGGCUGGCAAGCGAUUUUGAGGAAGUUCUUGGCACCUCAUAAUGCUGGACUAGCCAUCGCUUUGGGAGCGAAUCUUCAGCGAAAUGUGCAGAACUUGGUACCUACCGCACAACCGUGUUCCGCAGAGGCAAGAACUGGGACUAGUUCACAGGCACCUUCAUUACGUGACGUUAUGAAACGUCCUGAGGGUGAUGACGUCACGUUGGCGGUCGUGCAAGGUUUAGCCUCACUAACGUCACGCACUGGUACGCUGGUGGUCAUAGUUGGAGGACUGAUUUGGAAGACGGUAGGAUGGAAGUUCAUAGCUUUGUGUGGUGGGUUAUACAGUGGAGUGUAUGUAAUUGAGAGGGUACGUUGGACCAAUGGUGCUAAAGAGAAGGCUUUCAAACGACAGUUUGUGGAUUACGCUUCUGAAAAGCUUCAGUUAGUGGUCAGCUUCACUAGCGCCAACUGCAGUAUACAAGUGCAACAAGAACUGACGUCAACCUUCGCGAAGCUUAAGUCUCUGGUUCAGAGAGCCAAGGAAAACUUGGAAGAAAACAUCAUCGAAUUAUAUAGAGAAAUAACAAGGCUUGAGAAAAUCGAAAACGAUGCGAAAAUAUUAAGGAACAAAGCAAGUUGGUUCGAAAGCGAACUUUCCCAAUUCAUCACCGAGUUUGGUUUGGAAAAGAGCAAGAUUUGAAAUCUGAUGAAGUAAGACGCUCUGGAAUAAAGGAAUACAGGCGUGAACGCUGCGUACCUGCCUGUCAUGUUACUAAACUGAACGAUCUUUACACGAGUCAAGUCAUCCUUUUCUCCAUAAUGCUUCGCUGAAGAUAAUGUCCACUUUUAGGAGACUCGUUGUAAAUUAUAAUUACUACGUUAAUGACAAUUUUGUGUUUGAUGCGGAAAGAGCAUGUCCAUCUUGCUUUGUUUUCUCUUCAGUGAUCCAACCAGAACCCGAAAGCUUGUAAAUAAGGUUCAUCCGCUUGACUGGUUGAAAUAUUUGAACAAGCACUUCAAAUUUCCAAAGAGAUUAUAAAUCCCUUUGGUUGAAACGGGAAAUGGAAUUUCAGAGCGAUUUACCCAGUUCCAUCCAAACACGACGAUGCUAAACAUAAUAUUGUAAAUGGUCAUGAAUUCGAAUUAUAUUAUCUAUAAUUCGAAAGGGUUUUUUUUUCUUAAAAUAGUAUAUUUAUUGAAAACGCUCCCGUUUUGAUUGAGGUUGUAAUGAGGAUGGGCUAAAGCGAUCAGUUUUUCUUUCAAGUGAACUCGUUCCUAAGGGUUUCCUCCUCUACACCCAAAGGCCCCAAGAACUCGUGAUGGUGGCUAAAACGCUGAGACCUUGACGUUGAAGUAAGAGGUUGAUAGUAGCCAAUGAGAGGUCGCUAUGACCGAAAGUCGGUCACCAGGGACACAAAACUAGGUAAAAUGAUUUAUAUGAAAGGGAAUUUACAUUGAAGGGCUCUUGCAGUGCUUUGCGUUUCGGUUUGAUUGAGGAGUUUAUUCUCUGUCAGUCAGUCUAAUGGCAUGAUACCACACGCCACUCUUUGCGCCAGGAGCACUUACUACUUUUUCCGCGAUAGAAUUCUAGAGGAGAAGGAAAACUAACAUACUGUUUUAUUGAGUUUACAUCAUGAACAUAGAACGUUGAGAAAGCUCAAUUUUUGUUGUAGUAAUAUUAAAGGUUGGUUGUGGUUCACAGCUGAUGCAAUUUUCCUA